This is a messenger RNA of Pseudopodoces humilis (Tibetan ground-tit), 3335 nucleotides long. The record is from RefSeq and is a predicted model, not a curated record. NCBI's taxonomy places the organism in Eukaryota, Metazoa, Chordata, Aves, Passeriformes, Paridae.
GAGUUUUCAGGGCGACAGUGCUUCCCUGAAGUAUUCUUGUAUUUAGAUCUCUGUAUCUGCUUCUCUUCCUGCAAGGAAAAUAUUCCAGCCUUUGAGCAUUGCUUUGGCAGCAAAAGUAGUUUUCUGGUACAGUAGAAAAUGCAGGAAAUUGAACUUUUCAUUCAGAGUUCUCCUAAAAUCCAACCCUGGACAUUAAAAAUACAGUAAUGAAACCUAAAUUACCAUGCUGUGAACUUGGAUUUAAGUUUUCAAACUGAAAUUAAUGUCCCAGCUCAGUGUGAGGGCAAAAAAAAUUUUAUCAGUAAUAACUUCCUAAAGAAUAUCAUUACAGCUGAGUGACAGCUCACCAACCUUGUGACCUGGGAAUGGCCUCUCCAGGCAAAUUCCUGCCAUGCCCUGAGGAAGAUUUGGUUAUUUCCAUGAUGAGGUGACCUCAAAUUUAAAAAAUAAAUAGAUUAAAAUUACUGUUGUGUAAGUCUUUUACCAGAUUUAGAGUGGGGCACCUGGGUUUUAUCACCUCUCCCCAGAGGACCCCAAAUUUCCACAGCUAUGACAAUGAUUUGUAAAUCACUCUGAGUAAAGGGUACUCACUAAGUAAAGGGAAUCAAGAUGAGAGCAGUGGUUUGCACCUAAGCGCCCUCAGAAGAGGGUAUUUGAUUAUUGCCCACUAAAUUUAAUUUAAUGCAUUUUGCUAAACAAAUUCCUCCCCAUUACUUCAAUCCCUCCGAGCUCUAUUUAAAGACACUUCCCAGGAACAGCUGAGCCUGGAUUCCCUGCUCCCCUUCCUUUUCCCAGAUCCCUUUUCUCCCAAAAUGAAGCUCCCUGGGCUUUGGCUGUGCGUGAGCUUUGGCUGUGCUGCCUCCCUCAGCCCCUCGUGUCUAUCAGCUCAGUUCAGGAGGCCGGGGGAUUUUAUCCUGGGGGGUUUGUUCCCCUUUGGGAAGGACACCGUGAACCUGACGGCUCGCUCAGAGCCCACCCUGCUGCGCUGUGAGAGGUUAUUCAUGGAUGGGCUGAUCUGGGCUCUCGGGAUGAGGUUCGCCAUCGACCAGAUCAACAAUUCCAGCUCCCUCCUGCCAGGAAUAAGGCUGGGAUACGACAUGUAUGACACCUGCUUUGAGCCCCUGGUGACCCUGCAGCCCAGCCUGCUGUUCCUGACCCGGAAUGGCACCACAGGGAUCGGGAUUCUCUGCAACUACACUGAGUACCAGCCCCGCAUCACUGCCAUCAUUGGGCCCCACAAGUCAGAUCUCUGCCUGCUCACAGCCAAGCUCUUCAGCUCCUUCUUGAUCCCGCAGGUGAGCUACGGAGCCAGCAGUGAGACCCUGAGCAACACGGAGCUGUACCCGUCCUUCUACCGCACCGUCCCCAGCGACAAGAACCUGGUGGAAGCUGUGGUGAUGCUGCUCAACCGGUUUGGCUGGAACUGGAUUGCCACAGUGGGCAGCGACGAUGAGUACGGCCGGGGUGCCCAGGCUCUCUUCCUGAGCAUGGCUGGCAAUGACAACAUCUGCAUUGCCUUCGAGGGGUUCAUCCCCACAGACCUGGCUGAGCCCAACGCCAGAAAGCAGCUGGAAGACACCGUUAAAUUAAUUAACAGCACCAAAGUCAACGUGGUCGUGCUGUUUGCCUACAGCCUGCCUGCCCAGGCCCUACUGGAACACAGCAUCAGGAUGGGGCUGGGCAAGAAGGUCUGGAUUGGCACCGAGGCCUGGAUGCUGUCGGACGUCGCCGCCUACACGCCCAACAUCCAGAGCAUCGGGACAGUGCUGGGCUUUGUCUCGAGAACAGGGACAGUCCCUGGCUUCCGGGAGUACGUGGCUGAGCUCUUCAGCUCUGUUGAGCAAGAGAAAUUUUGCCAGCAGUCCCGGGAGCUGAGCCGCCUCAUGAACACUGAGGUGCUGGACACACACUGCCAGCAGUGUGACCAUGUCACCCUUGGGGACAUCUGGCCCCUGCUCAAGGUGACCAUGGUGCAGCCGGUGCACAUGGCUGUGUACAGCGUGGCCCACGCUCUGCACAGAGCCCUGGGCUGUACCUCUGAAGGCUGUCCCAAAACACCCAUCAGGUCCUGGCAGCUGCUGCACUUCAUGAACACCCUCCCGUUCGAGGUGAAUGGCCAGAGCUUCAGGUUUGAUCAAUCCCAUGGCACAAACACUGGGUAUAAACUCAUCUUCUGGGCCUGGAGGGAUGGCACCCUGACCUACCUGCCCGUGGGGGACUAUGACCAGUCCCUGUACAUCCAGAAGUCCCAGAUCCAGUUCCACACUGCAGAUAAGAAGGAGCCCACGUCUGAGUGCUUCAGACGCUGCCAACCAGGACAAUUCAGAAGAAUAAAAGGAUUCAAUCUCUGCUGCUAUGACUGUACAGACUGUUCAGAAAACACCUUCUGGAGCAGUACAGACAGCACCAGCUGCUCCCCAUGCCCACAGCACCAGUGGGCCCCGGCCCGCAGCACGCGGUGCCACGAGCGCACCGAGAGGUUCCUCUUCUGGGACGAGCCCAUGGCCGUGGCCUUGAUGACACUGAUGGCCCUGACGGCGGCCCUGAGCUGCUUGACAGCGCUGCUGUUCCUCAAACACCUGCAGACCCCCCUGGUGCAGGUGGCAGGGGGUGGCAGGAACCUCUUUGCCCUGCUCUGGCUGCUGCUGCAGAGCCUCAGCUGCUGCCUGUACGUGGGCAGGCCCAGCGCCGGGCUGUGCGCGGUGCAGCAGCUCUCCUACGCCCUGUGUCUCAACGGCUGCUUCUCCACCUUCGUCCCCAAGGCCCUGGAGAUCAGCCUGCUGACAGAAUUCCCCCGCUGCGCUCCCAGGCUGCUGCGCUGGGUGACCCACGGCAGGGCCUGGCUGCUGGUGGCCGCGUCCCUCCUCACCCAGGCGCUGCUCUGCUUCUGCCACCUCCGCCUAGGCCCCGAUUACUUGGUGGCCGACUACAAAUCCCUGCCCAGCGAGGUGGUGCUGGUGUGUGGCACCCAGUCCUGGGCUGCCUUUGCCCUCCUGCACGGCUACAACAGCUGCCUGGCCUUCGCCUGCUUCCUGUGCACCUUCAUGGUGCAAACCCCGGCCAGGAGGUACAACGUGGCCAGGGGCAUCACUUUUGCCACCCUCAUUUAUUUCAUCAUCUGGAUCUUCUUUGUGGUGGUUUUUGCCACGCUGAGGACAGUCCUCAGGGCUGUCACACAGAUUUGCACCAUCCAGGCCACCACCCUGGGGAUCUUGGCCAGCUACUUCGUGCCCAAAUGCUUCAUCAUGGUGUUCAGGCCUGAUCUGAACACAGGGGAUUAUUGCCAGAACCCCGCUGAGGAGGAGCCAGAAGAGGACUCGGUGAACAGACAAUAA